Molecule: messenger RNA, 9371 nt
Organism: Chlorocebus sabaeus (green monkey)
Lineage: Eukaryota; Metazoa; Chordata; Mammalia; Primates; Cercopithecidae
Gene: AMOTL1
Product: angiomotin like 1
Biological process (GO): hippo signaling; regulation of cell migration; actin cytoskeleton organization
Cellular component (GO): bicellular tight junction; cytoplasmic vesicle; plasma membrane
Source: RefSeq, a predicted model, not a curated record
GAGGGGUGCUCGCCGCCGCCGCCGCGCGCCCUCGGGCCUCCGGGACCGCGAGAAAACUUUGCGGCUCUUCCGCGCCGGGGCGUCGGCGCCAGGCCCGGCAGACAGAGCAAUGCGCCCCGCGGGCUGAGGGCAGAGGACGCGGCCGCGGCGCAGCACCCGGCCGGGGGAGCCGCGGGGUGGCAUGCGGGGAAAGUUGGCGCGCGCCUGACCGCGCCUGGAAGCCGCGCGGUGCCCGGGCCGAGUUGCCCCCCAAGUUUCUGCGGCGAUUUCUCACUCCCUGGGGAUCCAGCGGUCCGAAUCCCGCAGGGCCUCCGGCUCACGGAUUCUGAGCGCUGGGAAGGAGAAGCCCGCGCUUUUCCCGGGGACCUGCGCUUAAGCUGAUGCUUGGUGGGUUCGCCCUGGAUGGUAGCGAUUCGAGUUGUUUUCUGCUUUUCUUCUCCCUCAGACAGUGAGUUUGUGGAAGCCUCGCCCACAUCGUACAGCCCAGACGAGUUAGGCCCCCCUCCUGCUUGUUAUAGCCCCAGUAGUCCUGUCCAGGUUCUGGAAGACGCCACCUACUUUUCCCCAGACUUUCAGCUGUAUUCUGGGAGGCAUGAAACAUCUGCUUUGACGGUGGAGGCAACCAGUAGCAUCAGGGAAAAAGUUGUUGAAGAUCCUCUUUGUAACUUCCACUCCCCAAACUUCCUGAGGAUCUCAGAGGUGGAAAUGAGAGGUUCCGAGGAUGCGGCAGCUGGAACAGUAUUGCAGCGGCUGAUCCAGGAACAACUGCGGUAUGGCACCCCAACCGAGAACAUGAACUUGCUGGCCAUUCAGCACCAGGCCACAGGGAGUGCAGGACCAGCCCACCCUACAAACAACUUUUCUUCCACGGAAAACCUCACUCAAGAAGACCCACAAAUGGUCUACCAGUCAGCACGCCAAGAACCGCAGGGUCAAGAACACCAGGUGGACAAUACGGUGAUGGAGAAACAGGUCCGGUCCACGCAGCCUCAGCAGAACAACGAGGAACUGCCCACUUACGAGGAGGCCAAAGCACAGUCGCAGUUCUUCAGGGGGCAGCAGCAGCAGCAGCAACAGCAGCAGGGGGCGGUGGGCCAUGGUUACUACAUGGCAGGGGGCACCAGUCAGAAGUCCCGAACUGAGGGGAGGCCCACUGUGAACCGUGCCAACAGUGGACAGGCGCAUAAGGAUGAGGCGCUGAAGGAACUGAAGCAGGGCCACGUCCGCUCGCUCAGCGAGAGAAUCAUGCAGCUGUCCCUGGAGAGGAAUGGGGCCAAGCAACACCAUCCCGGCUCGGGGAAUGGAAAGGGCUUCAAAGCAGGAGGGGGGCCCUCCCCUGCUCAGCCUGCAGGUAAAGUGCUGGACCCUCGGGGUCCUCCACCUGAGUACCCCUUCAAGACCAAGCAAAUGAUGUCUCCAGUCGGCAAGACCCAGGAGCACGGACUUUUUUAUGGUGACCAGCACCCCGGGAUGCUCCACGAGAUGGUCAAGCCCUACCCUGCUCCUCAGCCUGUGAGAACAGAUGUGGCCGUCCUGCGGUACCAGCCACCCCCUGAAUAUGGGGUAACGAGACCACACCUGGGCCUCAUUGGACUCCGUAUGUGUGUUCCUGCCACCAUGCACUGCAUUCUGUGCACACCACAGGAGAGGCAGCUCCUCCCCUGGCCUCUGUACACUCCAAGCCGCCCGUGCCAACUUCCGUUCCCGUCAACCAUGCAGCAGCACAGCCCCAUGUCCUCCCAGACCUCCUCCGCCAGCGGGCCGCUGCACUCUGUCUCCCUGCCGCUUCCACUCCCGAUGGCCCUGGGCGCUCCACAGCCCCCGCCCGCUGCCUCCCCCAGCCAGCAGCUUGGUCCAGAUGCCUUUGCGAUUGUGGAGCGAGCCCAGCAAAUGGUGGAAAUAUUAACAGAGGAGAACCGGGUGCUUCACCAGGAACUUCAGGGUUACUAUGACAAUGCCGACAAGCUCCACAAGUUUGAAAAAGAACUUCAGAGAAUUUCGGAAGCCUAUGAAAGUCUGGUCAAGUCUACCACCAAGCGAGAGUCACUGGACAAGGCGAUGAGAAACAAAUUGGAAGGCGAGAUUAGAAGACUUCAUGAUUUCAACAGAGACCUCCGAGAUCGACUAGAGACUGCCAACAGGCAGCUCUCCAGCAGGGAAUACGAAGGGCACGAAGACAAAGCUGCAGAGGGGCAUUAUGCUUCCCAGAUUCUGCAAAAUAGAUCUUGUGAGUUUCAUCUGAGGAGAUGGAGUCUCAGAGAGGUAAAGUCAUGUGUCCAAGACAAAGAAUUCUUGAAGGAAAAGGAGAAAUUAGAAAUGGAGUUAGCAGCAGUGCGGACUGCAAGUGAGGACCAUCGGAGACACAUUGAGAUCCUGGACCAGGCUUUGAGCAAUGCCCAGGCCAGGGUCAUCAAGCUGGAAGAGGAGUUACGAGAGAAGCAAGCAUAUGUUGAGAAAGUCGAGAAGUUGCAGCAGGCCCUGACCCAGCUGCAGUCUGCAUGUGAGAAGCGAGAGCAGAUGGAGCGGAGACUGCGGACUUGGCUGGAGAGAGAGCUGGACGCGCUGAGAACCCAGCAGAAACAUGGAAAUGGCCAGCCAGCCAACGUGCCGGAAUACAAUGCCCCAGCCCUCCUGGAACUUGUGCGGGAGAAGGAGGAACGGAUCCUGGCCCUGGAGGCCGACAUGACGAAGUGGGAGCAGAAGUACCUGGAGGAGAGCACCAUCCGACACUUUGCUAUGAAUGCCGCGGCCACCGCAGCAGCUGAGAGGGACACCACGAUCAUCAACCAUUCACGGAAUGGCAGCUACGGAGAGAGCUCUCUGGAGGCCCACAUCUGGCAAGAGGAGGAGGAGGUGGUGCAGGCCAACAGAAGGUGUCAGGACAUGGAAUACACUAUUAAAAAUCUCCAUGCCAAAAUCAUAGAGAAAGAUGCCAUGAUUAAGGUCCUGCAGCAGCGAUCUCGUAAAGAUGCCGGGAAGACAGACUCCUCCAGCCUACGUCCUGCCCGCUCCGUUCCAUCCAUAGCAGCAGCUACUGGGACACACUCUCGCCAGACCUCUCUUACCAGCAGCCAGCUGGCUGAGGAAAAGAAGGAAGAGAAGACCUGGAAGGGGAGCAUAGGAUUGCUGCUGGGGAAGGAGCACCAUGAACACGCAUCUGCCCCACUGCUGCCACCCCCACCCACCUCAGCACUGUCCUCCACAGUCUCCACGACGGCAGCCAGCAGUGCCCACGCCAAGACGGGCAGCAAGGACAGCAGCACACAGACCGACAAGAGUGCCGAGCUCUUCUGGCCCAGCAUGGCCUCCCUCCCCAGCCGCGGCCGGCUGAGCACGACCCCUGCUCCCAGCCCUGUCCUGAAACACCCAGCGGCCAAAGGGACCGCAGAGAAACUGGAGAACUCUCCUGGCCAUGGGAAGUCGCCUGACCACAGAGGCCGGGUCAGCAGCUUGCUGCACAAGCCUGAGUUCCCCGACGGAGAGAUGAUGGAAGUCCUCAUCUAACUGCCAUCCCUGUGGAAUUUCAGAACGGAGCAUUGACAAACAAGGAAAGUGGCAGAGAAAGAAGAAAGACCUAGAAGGUUGCAGUGGGAAAUCAGGAAUGAUUUGAACUGAUAAAGAUUUCAGACUCAUAAGAACACAUUUUAUAAAUGUUAAACACAAAAACAGGAGACCUACAUGACUGAAGAGAGAAGAGAAUGCGAUGGAUUUUAUUACACAUGGUGGAAGGGACAAGAGGCGUGUAGGUUUGCAAACAAAGUUAAGAAAUAGGAAAUUGAAUUUUUCAUUGUACAGAAAAUGUAUCUCUUGGGGAGGGUCUAUGUAUCCCUAUUCUCUGAUUAUAAACAGAUAAACCCAAAUGUGGAUCCUCCUUGGAAUACCCCCAUUCUCUUUGCCUCUUAGCAUGUUUGGUUUAAGAAGAGCCUCCAAGAAAUCUUGAGAGCCUGUCUUCGCAUAAUGCAGCGUGACUUGUGCCAACCAUGGGGUGUCCCGUGUGUGUGAGUGUGGCAGUGAGAAGAAGCAUCGAGGGCGAGGGGGAUAUGAAAGCUGGUCUUCACCUAAUUACCUGUUUGGUUUGGAUUUUCAAGAGAUGAUUGGGUUUCUUAGCUUUUCUGAAUUCUGCAGUAUUUUCUAAGCAGGAUGGAUUAUGAUCUCAGUCCUCAUCCAUCCUAACUUCUGAGUUCAUCUCUGUCUCUGCUUUACGGUCUUUAAUUUUUUGUUGUUCCUUCAUUUGUUUUUGUUUUUAAUAAGACAUAGCAGGAUUCCUUAGGUAUGGGAUUUAUGAGAGCAGUACCUGAACUGUCAUCAUUCCUGCUUGUUUGAUAGUGACCAGUAGGACAAAGCCAUGUGUUGCUUCCUGGCUGCUUCACCUUUGCAUAGCUGGGUUGCAUCUGUGAAUCUCAUUCUGACUGUGAACUAAGCAAGCUCUGAGGAGGCAGGAGAUUCCAUGGGUCCCUGUGACAUCUUGCAUUAAGAUCGUGGCACUUGCUUUUUUGUCUCUCACAUUGGCUCUCUUGCAAGGAGCUUGACAUUUCCAAACUCCAUUGCUCUGUUGGGGAAGACUUAGGACAGCACUCCAGGAAACAGAUGACAAUUUACAGACAGUUGCCUCAGUGGUUUCCAGAAUCCCACCAGCUCCCAUAUACCUUCUUGUAUUGAGGCUCAUGAGCGUAUUCACACUCUUUCCACCCCUGCACAUGCCUCUGCUUGCUCUCGAUCAGCACCCAGACCUCCAUGGCACUAGCUUGCCUCUGUUGCGAACUUCUUUUGUAACCUACCAGGCCAGUGUCUAUACAGUGUUGUCAGGCUUUUCAGGAUUUCAGUUUUGAAGCAGUUUAUUCAAAGUGAGACAGAAGUGCCAUGGAAAAGAGGCAGGCGUGUGUUAGGUGGCAGGUCCCUUAGACCUCUGCUGUGACAUUGCAUAUUCAACUCUUCUGACACUGGCUUCCUUUACAAAUCUAGGAGAUGCUGGAUUAGAAAAGAGGAGAAGCUCAUCAGGCCAUCAGAGAGAUGCUCCUGUGGGGUCCUGAUGUUUUUGUCCCUCCAGGUCAGCUGGAUUGGUGUUUUCCCAGUUCCCUUUCCUCAUGCUUGCCUAGAGGAAGAAAGAAAGGGGGGUACCUUUUCCAAGUACCUUCUAAAUGAAACACUCAAGACAGUGCUCCUCAGGAAACAUUGCUCGGGUAGCUUAUUUUAGGACUGGUCUUGGGUGUGUAACGCUGGUGAAGUUAUAGCCUCCCCAGAUUGAGGUGAUAGAAGGAAGACGAGAGGUGUAGGCUGGAGAGGGGAGGGAAGAAAUCAGUGGCUUUGGCCAGCCUCUGUGCCACCCAGUAUGACAGAGGAGUGGGAACUGGCCCUCUGGAGCUCUGCUUUGCCAUAGGCACUGCACAUUGUGCCACUUGCUCAUCACCUCCUCUGGUCUCUCACUGAGCAUCGGAGUACAUGUUGUGCAGAUGGGGAAACUGAGGAGCUCUGAGAGGCUGAGCAUUGAGCUCGCCCCAUGUCCUAAGGUGUGAGAAGAGGGCACAGGAGGCCUCAUCCAUGGGGGAAAGGAUUGAGGAUGGACAUGGGUGGGGAGAGGGCAUAGAGAUCCCUUCCUAAUCUCUGUUCCCACCACAUUUCAUAGGAGAUGAGGUUAGGAGAUGGCAACUAACUCUCUUAAGGACAUUUUGACCUCAGUGUAUGUUGGGGAUGGACCAGAAAGUAAAAUGUCUAGAGAUAGGAAGGUAAGUCAGCUCUGCCAGCCCCUACCAUCAGGUCUAGGCCACCCCAAACUUGGGCUGCCUCCCUUAGACAUAGGUUAGAGUGAGAGACCCAGCCGUUUCUCCCGAAGCCUGGUCUUCAUGCCCCAGACACCUCCUUGCCCCAGUCAGGUGUCAGACUUGCUUGCUUUUCAAGGUCCGCCUGAGCUGCCAAGUGUUUUCAUUGUCAGAAUACAAAUGGACACAUGGCCAUGUUUCAGGGCUUCAACUGCGUUGUAUUGUGGACUUUGACAACAUUUUUUUUUCUCUUAACCUACUAAGACUCUUCCUUAAGAAGGGGAUCUAUAGCUUUAAAAUGCCGCCUUCUGUGGGAAAUUUCCUGCCAAGCCAGGGCACUAAAUACUUUCAUCAUUAGAGCUUUCCUGAUGUCCGGCCAUAUACUGAGCACCUGCUCUGAGUUCUGGGCAGCUUACAAUAUCUCAAACAGGUUUUCAGAAAAAUAAUGCAACUAUAUUUUCUAGCGCCAACUGUAUGCAAACAGUGUGGCAAGUACCUUUUAAUUAGUCCUCCACCCAUCUGGAGUACAGGGGGUGAGUUUAUUAUUCUGAUUUCACAGAUGAGGAAAUGGGCUCAGAGAGGUUAAGUCCCUUCCUGAAAUCUCACAGCCAGGAGAAGCCAGGAUGAUUUAAAACAAAGUUUGGAGAGGCGCUGCGCGUAGACCAUGGCUGUACGGCCUCUAACAUGCGGCGCUGCAUCUUGGCAGUCUCUAUCCCUGUCUGUGAUGUGCGUGUGCACAUGUACCUAUGUGGGUGCACACACACACAGCUCUCACACAUCUCAGAGCCUAAGAAAUAGGACUAAGCCCAGAACUCCUAGAAUCGCCUAUAAAUGCCAGGCAUAGAUGGAAAUUACUGUGUUCCACCAAAAGCACAGCUCCAAACUAUACCUAAAAAAUACUUCUGCACUUUGCAGAGACCUGGACUUCAAACUUUCCCAGUGGAGCCUAAUUAUAGAAUUUGAGGGUCCUGUCUCAGGGUGAAGGGAAGAGGCUUGGGCUUCACAGGAAGGUAUUCCAGCAUUGUUCUGCUUCACCUUUGACUGUGUUGUCUGGCAGUUUCUGUGUGCUGCCAGGAGAGUAUAUGGAAUUGGAGAAGUUGGAGUCAGGUCUCUGACGCCAGAGUUUCACUAAGUAGAUGCCUCUGUACCUAAGAACUAUUCCUGUCUGCAGGUCCAUAUAGCUAUGCUGCCAGGAAAAACACAUUAUUUUCCAAAACUUUCAGAGCAUGUGCAGAACCCUUUCUUAGCAUUUUCUUCUCUCAGCACUUUCUCUGCCUCCCAGAGGCUGGCAGCCAAUGGCACUGUGGAGUUCAGCAUGUUCUAACCAUGCACGCAGGGCAGGGCUGCCUUGGCCCCCCUCAGGCUUUGGUUGGGAGAGCAGGCAAUGGGAGCCCAUUCUGGGUGCAGUCCUCUGGGGUUGCUCUUUGGCACUCAUGUAUGAGUUUGACUCCACAAGGCUUGGCAUGGAUACCAAAACAGUUGCACCAAAUUAGUUCUGAACCCGGAACACAGAAGUCAGUGCUUCAGGAAGGAGGUGCUCAGAAUGCUCCGUGCAGAGCAGCCAGUCAUUCCUCUUGUUUGUUCUCACCUGGGUGUGCACCUUCAUGAUGCGGUGGCUGUAGCACCUUCAUGCCAGGUGCUGAGAGAGUGGGAAAUUCUUCCUCCCCACUGGCCUGAGUCCCAGAGACUUAGGGAAACAGACCUCAGGUGAGGCUGGGGACCUAAGAAGCAGUGGAUAAUAGAUUGGAUAAUCAGAGCUUUUGAGGCAGGGGGCUCAUGUUUUCACUGCAGGGAGUUAUGCUGAGCAAAGAGAUGUGUUUUUCAAAACCAGAGUAUUGCCCCGUGUCCACACUGGAGUAAGUGGAGCAUGCUUCUCUGUGUUCCCUGAAUGAUCUUGCACUCCUUUUAAGCAAAGGAGUACCAUGGCCAUGGUCAGUGGGAUCCCACAAAUGUUCUUAAAUGGGUAAGGUUUUAAGUAGCCAGAGAGUAUCCAGCCUACCACUGGCUUCUCCACAUCCUAAAACCUGAGACAGCCUUGGUAUAUGCUUUGUAAAUGUUUCUUUUCUUGUUGUUUAAGUAAUUAAAGUGUUUAAAAUGUCUUCAUUAGAUGUGACGAUUGUUUAAUGAGUUUGCCUCUGACUUGUGGCUCCAUGGGAGAUAGGCAAAGUAAUUAAGACGUUACCAGAAAUUGGUCGGCUGGGGAAAUGCAAAAGUUAGCAUUUCAGUAAGUGAAUUUCUCCUGGAACAAACGAGCAGUGUUUCCUCUUUCUCUUAAGUAGUAUACCCUUUUCUCACUUAGUAAUUUAAUGAUAUAUAAAGACAUGUGUAUAAGUGAGUGCGUACAUAUGAGGUAUGACUAUAGGGUUGUUUGUGGGAAUUUCUUUUCUUAACAUACAGAAGAUCAAAGUGUUUCAUCUCACCCUGCCCUCCUUAGAAGGUGUCUUUUGGGAGACUAUGUGCUGAUUGACUAUAGUGCUGCCAAGUAAAAAGAUCUUGGGAACUCUUCUACCAGAACGGCCUUCGGGGCUUGUAGCGUUCCUUUGGUUUCCCCUUAGAGAUGAGAAAUCCUCCUCCUUUGAGGAUGGAUUUAAGUUCUGGAAAUAAUCUCAAGUACUUGAUAGCACAGUUGGAUGAAUAAAGAUGGCAAUUAAGGUAAGUUACACCAUUUUUGUCUCUAAAAAAAAUCCCUAAGAAAUUUCUUGGAAUGAGUUUUUAGACUCAGAGCCUCUCAAAGUGUCCGCUUCAAGGGAGGACCGUCCUCAUUAGCACACCGAUUUUAAAAAUCAAUUCUCUUGCCAUGCCUCCUAUGUGUUCACAUCUCUGUGUACACUACAGACGUAAGUGCAUAAUCAUUCAUAUAAACAUCUGGUAGGUAUUCUGUAAAACUGUGUUUACUUUAGUGCAUGUUAUUGUCAUGUUAUGAUGUGACCGGGGUGUUUCUUUGUCAUGAAACUUUGCUUCUUCACAGAAUUAGAAUACUGCUCCCUCUAUAUUGAAGUACAUAUACAGCAUUUUCUUAUAUCAACUCCCAAAGUCUGGAUGCCCGGUGUUGUGUUUACAUGUGAUUGUGCCUAGGAGUCUGUUCACAUAGAGACACCUGUAAGUAUUUAUUACAAAACGGAAUGUAAGCAAAUAUAUCCACAUUGGUUUUAUUUGAAUCAAAGUUUUGUUUUGUUUUGUUUUUUUCCUUUUGAGGAGGAACAGGGAGCCUCCUCCUCCAUGAGCACUUACAGAAUUGUGUAAAAUUCUGUGAAACAAGGGCAAGCGUGGGCACCGGUUUCAGCCGUCCCAGUGCCGCUGCCCUCCCACCUACUCUGUGUGUGUGUGUCGCUGUGCUUGGUGGCAGUGUGCCGUGCUCGUGCCGGGCUCUUCCCAGCAGACGCUGGUAUCCGGCUGUAACGUUUGGCAUCUUCGUUUUGCCAGUCUGUGUUAAGGGGUGGUGUACGUGGCCGUACAGCCAGAUGGGUCUGUGUACCAGUGUGGGGAGUCCAAGAACACUGCCUGUCCCCCACAGCAAAUAUUGAUGCUGUUGGUCAGCCAAAGAUUUUCCUCUUCUUUGCUGCUUAAACUUGUGCCUUAAUAUUGUACAUAAUAAAUGGAUGAAAUGGCAAAAUG